Ilex paraguariensis (yerba mate) is the source of this 261-nucleotide messenger RNA. Lineage: Eukaryota; Viridiplantae; Streptophyta; Magnoliopsida; Aquifoliales; Aquifoliaceae. The record is from the annotation of a GenBank genome assembly.
AAUCUCUCCGUCGGUCACACCAGCCACACACAAAGCUUCUGCGCCCCUCUCACCGCCAUGGCCCGCAAAUCCAAGCUACACGUAGUGAUGUUCCCAUGGCUAGCUUUUGGUCACAUGAUCUCAUUCCUUGAUCUCUUCAAGUUCAUUGCCCAAAAGGGUCACAAAGUGUCCUUCAUCUCCACCCCAAGAAAUAUCAAACGCCUCCCAAACUUCCUCAAACUUAGCCUCAGGGUGGUUCAAGAUAAUUUUGAGAUAAUUUGA